AUGGACUCGAUGAGGUCUCUCAACACCUCAUUACCGUCGUCCACCUCUACCCACCCCGCCCCCCCGGAGCAACUUCUUCAAGCCUUCCGAACUGCCGCCCUUUCCGUCACGAACCUCUACAAGUCCGCUGUCACGGAUCAAAAUAUCAGCCGACAGGCUGGUUAUCAAGAAGCCUUGGAGGAUCUGCUGAGCUUUCUGGACCGGGAAAAUCUCGGCCUGGGGGAUGGUGAAGGAUGGAGAGUGAGGCAGUGGGCGACAGAACGAUACGACGGAUCGGCUCAUCAACAACCAUGCGAAAGUGAUGAGGAGAGAAGUGAAGCUGGACAACGACCUCGAAGUAUUUCGCCAACAAGAGAGCAGUUGACGGAAUCUACAACCACCCAAGCUGAUUCGGCAAAGGUGGAAUCCGCCACCCAAACAGAUGACCCUCAAACUUCGACGACUGGUGAACAGAUCACCUCCACGCCUAUGUUUCAUUUUACGGGGAAUUCCACCGCAAAAGGCUCCGACGACAUGCAAACGGACGACGACGGAACCGGGUCCGAAAUUCAACCCUCAGCCUCGACUUCUUCAAAUGCGACCAUCCGAUUAAACAAUCGUGGAAGCAGAACACCUCACAGGCACGGCAAUCAACGACACAGCACGAAAUCUUCCAGCCGAGAGUUUACAUUUACGACAGGUACAAAACGAAAACUACAAUUUCCUGAUUUCUUUGACAUAUCCAAUAUUGGACCUCGGGAUGGAGUUGGAAGCAGCAAGCGAGGGCGUCUGUCAUGA
Molecule: messenger RNA, 777 nt
Organism: Rhinocladiella mackenziei CBS 650.93
Lineage: Eukaryota; Fungi; Ascomycota; Eurotiomycetes; Chaetothyriales; Herpotrichiellaceae
Exons: 1
Coding region: 1-777 (258 amino acids)
Source: RefSeq, a predicted model, not a curated record